Molecule: messenger RNA, 337 nt
Organism: Spea bombifrons (plains spadefoot toad)
Lineage: Eukaryota; Metazoa; Chordata; Amphibia; Anura; Pelobatidae
Gene: SMDT1
Product: single-pass membrane protein with aspartate rich tail 1
Exons: 2
Coding region: 37-333 (98 amino acids)
Biological process (GO): calcium import into the mitochondrion; mitochondrial calcium ion homeostasis
Cellular component (GO): uniplex complex; mitochondrial inner membrane
Source: RefSeq, a predicted model, not a curated record
UUCCGGGAUGUAACGCAGUGCUAUUCUGCUGUAAAGAUGGCGUUUGGAAUCGGUGUGUUCUCGAUGCUGAGAUUCAGGACAGUACAUAGAGGUGGACUGUUUAUGCAGGCACCGAAAAAAUAUUCGUCGGUAAAGAAAACGGAUUGCCGGGAAAUAACUACUAGCACCGGUGCUUUUUUACCACAGCCUAAUAAAGUGAGCUUUGGCCUACUCAGGGUGUUUUCUGUGGUUAUUCCCUUCUUGUAUGUGGGAACCCUUAUCAGCAAAAAUUUUGCCGCCCUACUGGAAGAGCAUGACAUCUUUGUCCCAGAGGAUGAUGAUGACGAUGACUAAAAGG